Messenger RNA from Botrytis porri, 1611 nucleotides. RefSeq lists its product as uncharacterized. NCBI's taxonomy places the organism in Eukaryota, Fungi, Ascomycota, Leotiomycetes, Helotiales, Sclerotiniaceae. The transcript has 2 exons. The coding region runs from base 1 to 1611 and encodes 536 amino acids. The record is from RefSeq and is a predicted model, not a curated record.
AUGGGGAAUUGUUGCAGUAGUAGUUUUCCAGAAGAACAGCUACCUCGUGCCCCACCGGGACGUAGAGGUUAUCCUGUAGGCAAUACUCAUAAUGUUUACCAUACCAAUCCAGUAUUAGACUUACUUGAAGAAGAGUACCAAAUCAAGAGAAAUUUUGAAGCAGAAACAAAAGGCAGAUCUAGGGGCAAGAGACGCGAUCGAGAUAGAGAUAGAGAUAUUGGCCCCAGGCGAAACAGAAAAUGCGAAAAUCGCAGUAAUAGUCGCUCUGGAACUCGUCAAAGAGCUACUCUGAGUGGUAAGAGAUCGCGUGUAAUUGGUCCCAAGAAUUGCCAUAGAAAACCCAAAGCGAGUAGGAGGAGACGGAAAGAUUUCAGCGAAGAUGAAGAUGAAGAUGAAGAUGAAGAUGAAGAUGAAGAUGAAGAAGAUGACAAUGAUAGCGAUGGUAGUGAAUUCGAGAUCAGGGACGAUGAUGUUGAAUUUGAUAGCGACAGUGAUAGUGACAGCGAUUCUGAGAUCUAUCGCCGGAAGAUGUCAAAGUCGGUCAAAAGCCGGCGAAAGGAGCAACCUCGAAACAAACGACUUGGAAAAAUAGUCAAGGUGAUCGAUGAGGACGAGGAUGAUGACUACGAUGAGUCCUUGGAAGAGGAAGACGAUGAUGAUGAUGAAGAGGACUAUGAGAAUCACACUAAACAGAAGAGUAAGAGGAAGAAAAGCAAGAGCAAACCAAGCAUCAAUGAAGUUCCAAAGAUUAGAGCAAAGGGCAAAAUCAAGCUAAAACCGAAGGUCAAGAAGGUGAAGCAGGAUGAUAAAAUUGCUCUAUUAGAGAGGGAGGAUGAUGAGAAUGAUGUCGAUAAUGAUGAUGUGGAAGACGACGAUGAACAAGAAGAUGCAAACAAAUAUCCCCAGAGCAAAGAUUACGAAGCGGGAGGCAAAGGAAAAGAACCAGAAACGCCGAAUCCUUACCGGUGGACAAAUUCCUCACAAAUAUUCGACAAGAAUAAGAGCAGCAUAUACCAAAGAGCCAGAUCGAAAGGGUCUGAUCGCGAAUCAAUUCGUCAACUCGAAAUCCAACGUCAUCGUAAAAGGCGAGAACGAGAAUCGUCACUCAAAACUCCUAAAAAAUCUAUCUCAGAAAGCCCUGGCGAAGAUGAUUGGACCGACACAGACGCAUCUUCAAUCACACCCUCUAAACGAUCCGGCAGUACUUCAUCUCGUCUAUCCUCCUUAUUUGGCCCACGAAACCGAGGUCUAACACCGGGACCAACUUCCCAUUUGAUGUCUCCCAUCUCACCACUCACUCGACCUUCCGUCUCAUCGAAAUCUGGAGAAACCACCUUUGGCGCCUCGGUGAUCAAGGCAUCGCCACUACAAGAGAUCGUAUCUGCAGACUCACUGCCCGCAAAUCCUGAGCCAAAAGAAGCUAUCAUAACACCUCCUCCAACGGUUCAUCAGCGGCCAGUCUCACCUCUUACCAAAGCUGCUGAGCCGUGUCCGGAGGGAAUGAAGAAAGUUAUUUUCAUGAGUCGUGGCAAGAGAAGCUCUAUAAAAUUGAUACCUUCAGAUGGGAAGCAUAAAGCUACUGAUGAUGUUGAGAUUAUUCUUACCAAAUGA